Talaromyces rugulosus is the source of this 1098-nucleotide messenger RNA. RefSeq lists its product as uncharacterized. The record is from RefSeq and is a predicted model, not a curated record. The transcript has a single exon. Lineage: Eukaryota; Fungi; Ascomycota; Eurotiomycetes; Eurotiales; Trichocomaceae. The coding region runs from base 1 to 1098 and encodes 365 amino acids.
AUGCUGCAGCUCCUAGUGCCGCCCGAGGCAUGGCGACACAUGCUUCGAGCAACGCUUCGUGAAUGCACGUAUCUGCCGGAUCCGAUAGCGAAAACCUACAUGCGCCAAUAUGUGCUCCAUCGAUAUCGCGCCAAAGCCGCCGUAUUUGACGCAAAAUAUCAGGAGCUUGCGCAAAACCUACCUAUGCCGCAGUCGACGAGCCCUGUCGCAGAAAACACCAGCACCAGCACCAGCACCAGUAUAGAGCGGCAAAUCCGGCUCCGGAGAUCUGGGCGGAAGCUGUUGCGUCUACUCGAACACGCAAAUGAAGGAUACAAAAAGGCGCUGGAAAGAGUGCUGAUGCUGUCUUAUGGACGUAUUGGUGUCAAACAACACAAGCUAUACUCUGCGCUGUUGCGCGACACGGGGGAUGCGAAGCAAUUAAACACGAACAAGGAUGUUGAGGAAAUUUUGGCCAAGAAUUGCGGGUGCAGGUUCAACAAGGACUGGCAGCCGCCAAAGGUCCUGGUCGAAGUUCUCAAGGCGCAACGCAAUUCUCCAUACGUGCAGGUUGACCGAUCGACGCGAUUCAAAUUUAAUCCAAAGCUCCAAAUCCCCACAUUGAACAGCUGGCUCAAGCCAAUGCCCGAAGUGCGUCUUCGAAAUCUGAAAAGGCAAUGGUACAAUCGCGCAAAAUCCUCGGUGCUUCCGCCUCUUGAUCCGUCCGAGUGGGAUAUUUUAGUUGGUUUGCUUCGAGGGACAGUGCCAUGGAGACCCCCUGUUCGACGCCAAAAAGUCCCUUCUCCUCUCACGCCACCUCCCACCGAACUGUCUCCUCUUGAGUCUUUUCUGCUUCAGGGAGCCCAGAAGGGGGUCACAUUUGAUCCCUACGUCGAUGAACGGCCGCACCGAAUCACCCGACGGUUUAUGGUACGAGUCUGGGAAAAGAUCUACCAUCGCUCGCCUUUGCGGGUGGAAACGCCUCAAGGGAUUCGAUAUAAAUUCCCAACCGAUCGACGGUCACCGCCGCUGACACUGGCGGUCAGGAGUGAAGAGGCCAAUUGUUUGUUUGAUGGCGUUGACCAAUACGGUCGUAUAGUAGAAUCUCGCACGCAGUGA